Messenger RNA from Durusdinium trenchii, 1049 nucleotides. NCBI's taxonomy places the organism in Eukaryota, Dinophyceae, Suessiales, Symbiodiniaceae. The record is from the annotation of a GenBank genome assembly.
AGGGCUUCAACCACCUCCUGAGAAGAUGGUUGGGGUGGGUGCCAGGGGGGUCUAACCACCUUCUGAGGAGAUGGGACGAGCCCUAGGGAACAUACCACACUUCCGAGUCUCUAGCCACCGCACCCCAGAUGGAUGGUCCAGGAACCCGGCAUGGGCAUUUCUGGGUGCCGAACCGCCGCUUCGCCCUCCGCAACACCUGGGCUUCAGCUCCGCGCAGCCACACGACCCGCUUUUCAGCACCGGAGCGAGCGGGACUGGAUCGAAAGCACCGGGUCUUCACGAUGCUGGAGCAUGGAGGCCCUUCGCUCAUGCGCGGUGGCGAGUACGCGGACCAGGCUCCUGUCGAAGCCUUUGUCUCAGCAGGUGGUCUCUUUGCCAAGAGCGAGUCGAUGGAAAUCACCAAUGACCCGCGUUUCUUUCAGGACAAUGUUUUGGGCUAUCGCUUGGCUGCCUUUGCAGGGAUGGGCGUCGUUGCCGGCUUAAUGGUCCAGAACUCCUUGGACUCAUUGUUUGAUAUGAGCAAGGCCCUGACUUUCAAGGGCAGUGUGCAGAAUCAUAUCGAUUCCUGGUUUCAGCUGGCAGCGAUUCUGCUCCUCGCCGUCGUGCACUUCCUGAACAUCAUCGCCACUUAUGUGGGCGUGGCGCAGCCGUAUCACACCAUCCGAUUGAUGACCGCUGGCCCGACAGGUUUUGAGUCGGCCGCGUGCUAUUACCUGAACAAGAACAUCGUGGCCUGGCGCCACUUUGCCGUCUUUGGUGCUCUGUUGAGCAUGCCCAUGUUCCUCCUGAGCUGUGGCCUUCGCAUGAUGGUGAAGUUUGAUCGAGAGAACUAUGACUGGGAGGGGAAGAUGAACAUCGACGACCGUGCGGCACCCGAGUCUUCGGACCGAUUCUUAGGAAUCCUCAUGUGCACAGUCUUUAUUGUGAUGGCCUUGAUGGUGUGGUACAUCCACCACAAGCACUGGCGGGUCUUCGAUGAGCGUUACAAGCUCUUAAAGCCCAACCUGGCGCAGCAUCAUGAUGUCCUCAACUCCAUGUCCCGUAGGAGG